This is a messenger RNA of Mangifera indica (mango), 2018 nucleotides long. Its product is annotated as UDP-glucuronate:xylan alpha-glucuronosyltransferase 2-like. Gene Ontology annotation, molecular function: glycosyltransferase activity. Gene Ontology annotation, biological process: xylan biosynthetic process. NCBI's taxonomy places the organism in Eukaryota, Viridiplantae, Streptophyta, Magnoliopsida, Sapindales, Anacardiaceae. The coding region runs from base 46 to 1884 and encodes 612 amino acids. The record is from RefSeq and is a predicted model, not a curated record. The transcript is spliced from 3 exons.
ACGUCCAAAUCCUCAUUAAAAAUUGGUGAUUAAUUCUCAUUUUAAAUGGUCAAAUACCAUAAAUUUAAGCCUACACAAAGUGGGAUAAAGCCUACUUUGGUGUUGGUUGAGAUGGGGGAGAAGCUUGGUCUUCAGAAGAUGAUGAAGGCCACUGCUUCAAAGGCUUUGAUUAUCAGAAUCAACUUGUUGUUCCUUGCUUUCUUUCUCAUUAUAUAUGUCGGUCUUUUUUUCCAGCCAUCUUCUACUGUCUACUUUGACAAUGCUGCAUCACUUGUUAGGUGCUCUUUGCGCGAGUGCCAUCACAAGUUAGAAAAAAGUAUGAAGAUGGAGGCGAUCUUUGAAGAGACUCAAGCCAAUGAGCCGAAGCCAAAAAGAAAUCUGACAAAGAUAGAGGUUCCAAACUUCAUGAUUGAAAUAGGGAGAGGAAUGAAGAUUGGAAUGGUGAAUAUGGAUGAAUAUGAUAUUAGUGAAUGGAAAAUGAAUGGAGAAACAGUAUCAGUGGGUUUUGAAAGGGUAUCAAAAUAUUUCAAAUGGCCAGAUUUGUUUCCUGAAUGGAUAGAUGAGGAGGAAGAGAAUGAUACACCAACAUGUCCUGAGAUAGCAAUGCCAGAUUACAGAAUAUACGAUAAAAUGGACAUAAUAGUGGCUAAAUUGCCAUGCAAGUUUCCGGAAGGAGGCUGGGAGAGAGAGGUGUUUAGGCUUCAAGUUCAUCUAAUAGUGGCGAAUUUGGCUGUAAAGAAAGGGAAGAGAGAUCGGAAUUGGAGGACAAAAGUGGUGCUUUGGAGCAAAUGCAGGCCAAUGUUGGAGCUAUUUCGAUGCGAUGACUUGGUAAAAAGGGAAGGCGAUUGGUGGUACUAUGUGCCUGAGUUAGCCAGGUUGCAACAGAAGGUUUCAUUGCCUGUUGGGUCCUGUAAAUUGUCAUUGCCUUUAUGGGGUCAAGGGAACGAUCAAGUGUACGAUCUUUCUAAGAUAAAAAGUGCCACAACGAAAGUCAAACGUGAAGCCUAUGCCACGGUUCUUCAUUCAAAGGAAACUUACGUUUGUGGUGCAAUAACCCUAGCCCAAAGUCUCCUGAAAACCGGCACCAAACGCGACCUUGUUCUUCUCAUUGACAAGUCCAUCUCUGUCCCCAAACGUGAAGCCCUGGCCGCAGCCGGUUGGAAGAUCCGAAUCAUCAAAAGAAUCCGUAAUCCCAUGGCUGCAAAGGGUACAUACAACGAGUAUAAUUAUAGCAAGUUCAGGCUAUGGCAACUCACAGACUAUGACAAAAUCAUAUUCAUAGACGCUGAUAUUAUUGUUUUACGCAAUCUUGAUCUCCUUUUCCAUUUUCCUCAAAUGUCAGCUACUGGUAAUGAUGUAUGGCUCUUUAACUCUGGUAUCAUGGUCAUUGAGCCAUCAAAUUGCACAUUUCGAAUAUUAAUGAACCGACGAAAAGAAAUUGUCUCCUACAAUGGCGGUGACCAAGGCUUCCUUAACCAAGUUUACGUGUGGUGGCAUCGAUUACCCAGAAGAGUGAACUAUCUGAAGAAUUUCUGGGCUAAUACUACCCUGGAGGCUAGUGUUAAAAACCGUUUGUUUGGGGCAGAUCCUCCAGAACUUUAUUCCAUUCAUUAUUUAGGUUUGAAGCCUUGGUUAUGUUACAGAGAUUAUGACUGUAACUGGGACAUUGAGAAUCAACAUGUUUAUGCCAGUGAUGUGGCACAUCAGAGGUGGUGGAAAGUACACGACGCCAUGGAUGAGAAGCUGCAGAAGUUUUGUGGGCUAACGGAGCGAAGGAGAAUUGAGUUAGAUUGGGACAAAAUGAAAGCUAAAAAGGCAAAGCUACCUAACAAGCAUUGGAAAAUCAAUGUUACAGAUCCUAGACGGUCUCAUUUGAUUGAUUAGAAUUAAUAUACCAUUAUUUUUUUCCCUUGUAUAUUUUUGUUCCAUUUGAAGAACAAUAUAUGAUACUGGAUGAUUUCUUCCGUAUAAUUUGUGUGAAUAGAAAUUGCAUCAAGAGCUAUAACUUUUGUUUACAA